AUGUCCGGCUUGAAGAUCCUGGAUGGUGACAAGUUCCCUCAGCUGGCCGCUUGGGCUGAUCGGUUCUGCGCCGAGGAGGCUGUGAAGGGAGUGAUGCCGGAGACGGACAAGCUGGCGGAGUUCGCCAAGACGUUGAUGAUGAAGCUGAAGGCCGCCUCACCCGCCAAGUAG
This is a messenger RNA of Spirodela intermedia, 171 nucleotides long. NCBI's taxonomy places the organism in Eukaryota, Viridiplantae, Streptophyta, Magnoliopsida, Alismatales, Araceae. The record is from the annotation of a GenBank genome assembly.